Molecule: messenger RNA, 3317 nt
Organism: Prorocentrum cordatum
Lineage: Eukaryota; Dinophyceae; Prorocentrales; Prorocentraceae
Source: the annotation of a GenBank genome assembly
AGGUUCCACAUGGUCCUGAACCGCGACAUGUACUCCGACGAGCUUCCCGAUAUCCUUGUGGACGGGAAGAGCCAAGAGUACGACCCCCUGGGCGAGCCGAACACGACAAUCGCCUUGAACGACACCAUCGGUCCCCUCGACAAGGAGGUCGUCAUCCGAGUGCAGGACCGCCGCAAGGCACAGGCUUGGUACAGUUUCGGCUCGAAAGUGCACCACGACUACAAGAUCCGAGUAACGCAGCCUCCAGAGUUCGAUGAGGUUAUCAAGGCCACGGGCAUCAAGGUGCGUGGCGAGGACGACGUCGAAUUAAAGCCCGACAGCAAGUUCGAUGGCGAUAGAGUAGUAUUGAACACCUCGACGCGGCAGCCACCAGCAUCGAAGUGCAGACUAACUGCACGGAGUGGGCCACAAGCAUGAAAUUCAACGGCGAGCCGGCCCAAAGUCACAGUUGGAUCCCCGUGGAGUUCUCCGAGGCCAGACACUCAGUGACCAUCCAGUGCAUUUAUUUCGACCAGACAUGGUCGCCCGAGACGUACGAGCAGACUUACGAGCUGAACUUCAGGAGGAACAUUACCUACAGUGAGGACACAGCUCAUCUGAUGGUACAGAUGCUGCCACAUGACGGGUACUGCGUGAUGAAGGAGGGGGCAUCGGUACUGCCGACGGUCCCACCCAAGGGGACAAAUGCUUCCGACAUGGUCUUCGCGGAUCGUUCGCUGCUGAUCCCGUGGACGGAGGCGCAGAAAAAACAGCCCGGGGAUAUCGUUUGCCGCACCCAGACGGCGGAUGCGAAGCUGGUGCCAAUGUUCCACGGGCUGUCCGGCGUGUACAUGACGCUCCAGCGUGCGAGCGGGAGCAGCCGCGAGAAGAUCAGCAACGGCCUGCCGCAUCAGGUGCAUAUCGACAAGGGCCGCCAGAACUACACGAUUCGUGUGACUCUUGGUCUUGCCCAGCGGGACUACGCCGUGACGAUGAUGCAUACCGCUGCGCGGGGGGUACACGGGGUCUGCGGAUUUGGCCCGAGGCUUGCGAGAACAUGCGGUGCCCGAGGGACAUGGUCUCCAAGCACGAGGCAGUAGACGAGAGCGCCUCGGCCUGGUCGCGGCUCUGCCUGGAGGAGAAAUGCUCUGACCUCGACGUUGCUCACUGCUGCGUGAAGCGGGCGUCCUGCAGCGCUUUUGGCUUUGCGUGCCCAGAGCACACCGCCCUCCGUCUCGACAGUAAUGAUGUGCUAUGCAGCGGGAGUGAGUGCACAGAGGACGAUUCGAAGACAUGCUGCGAGCAGCGAGCCAAUUGUAGUACCUACCAUUCGGGAUGCGGCCACGGCAUGAUUCUUGCCGAUAAGGCCGACACUAUCGAGUGCGAGUUCUCAAAGUGUUCCAAAAAGGACCACGACACGUGCUGCCAGGAUAAGGCGACCUGCAGCAGUUACGCGGGGGACUGCCCGGCCGCCGAAGCCGUUCGGAUCGACGCGGAGACGUCAUUCUGCGGUGGUCUCGUGUGCGCCGAGGAGGACAAGAAGACUUGCUGCGCGCCCAAAGCCAGCUGCCGCGACUUUGCACUCGGAUGGCCGUGCCCGGGGGGGCAGGCCGUCGUGCAGCCCCCCACCAAGACGCUGUGCGGGGGCGGCGAGUGCCUUGAAAAGGAUGCAGCCAUCUGCUGCGAAGCCCGAGCCAUGUGCCCCAGCUUCACGUGUCCGGCUCACUCAAAACCGAAGCCUGGGAGCGAGCAGCUGCUCUGCAAGUAUUCCAAUUGUACCGUGCAGAACGACGAGUCCACCUGCUGUGACGCUCAGGCCACCUGUGCGAGCGACAUGACGGACGCGGAGUGCCCUGAAGGCCAUUGGCUUACCAGCGAUGCCGACGAGACUUAUUGUGCUGGAAAGGUGUGCUCCGACGAGGAAAAGGCUGCCUGCUGCAAGCCCAUGGCGUUGUGCAGAGAGUUUCCCUUCGAUUGCCCGGUGGGCCACAUGCACAGGCUUUCGGCCAGCCACGCCCACUGCAGGGAGGAGGAGUGCGACGAGCUGGACUCGGCCGCCUGCUGCAGCCCGAUCCCGGGCGUCACUGCGGCGCGAGGGGAGCACCUGUCUGGCAUAGAGAGCACGGACGUUCUCGAAUACCUGCGUGGUAACCCCGAGUCGGUUCGCAAGAUCAGCGGCUCGUGGAUUACGGGGCUGGAGGACAGGGACUGCGACAGCACCUGCGAGUCGCACGGGCUCAUCUGUACGGAGGCUGGCCUGUACGCCCACAACGCCGAAGUGGACAGCGCGGAGGAGGUGCUCGACCUGAUGAAGUCUUCGAACCGCCUGGACCUCCAAACUUACGAUGGCGACUGCCUCGACGACUAUGGCACCGAGGCCGACAUCCCGGUGGUCUUCGCGCGCGGCUGCUUCAGGUCGGCCGAGAACAGGUCGUUCGACAGCUUCAACUGCUCUGCCACGCCUGUCGAGGAUCCGCCUCAGAUGAAGCACCGCCUGUGCUACUGCCACGAGGUGAUCACCGACAUCUCGGAACUGUCUGGCAAGGACGCACAAGCGGAUGUCAGCAGCGAAGGCGAUGAGGGCACCACCUCGGAGCCGUACGACUGCGACGCUGGCUUCGCGCAUUGGGAGCAGGGCUGGUCUGAGUCCAAGAAGGAGUGGUGCUGCGAGAACAAGGGCGUCGCGUGCGAGGGCGAGACGAGCGAGCUCUUCGACAUACUCAGUGGGAUCAUCACCGCCCACGACUGCUGGCAUGUUGACUCCAAGGACUGGUCGAGCUCGCAGACGUUCUGGUGCGCGCACGAGCACGGUGUGCACCUCGCCGCGGGGAGUGGUGGGAGGUACGCCGCCCGCCAGCUGGUGAUGACGGAGGGCAAGAGCGUCGGGAAUUACAAGGUGGAGACGCUGGGCGACUGCGCCAAGAAGUGCGACGAGACGCCCAAGUGUCACUCCUUCUCCUUCAGCCUCGACGCUGGGCUCACCCGGGAGGGUUGCAACCUGAAGGGCAAGGUCGUCACCGCGGAUGAUCCAGACUCGGACAACCCCAAGAAGGGCGACUACAAGACCUACUACAGGGUCCUAAACACGCCGCUCGAUGACGCCGGCGAGAAGAAGGCAUCGACCGAAGACGCCGACGAGGAAGAGCCGCCUGCUGCCGGCACGGACGUGGCGUCCAGCGCGGGCGGGUAUGAGCACCGCUCGCUGGUGAAGAAGGAGGGCAAGAGCGUCGGGGACUUCCUGCUGAAGACGGCCCACGAGUGCAUGAGGAGGUGCGACGACACACCGGACUGCCACUCCUUCUCCUUCAGCGCGGAGGCCUGGCUAGACAAGAACAAGG